Ananas comosus (pineapple) is the source of this 4367-nucleotide messenger RNA. Its product is annotated as chromatin modification-related protein eaf-1. Lineage: Eukaryota; Viridiplantae; Streptophyta; Magnoliopsida; Poales; Bromeliaceae. Gene Ontology annotation, cellular component: SAGA complex. The record is from RefSeq and is a predicted model, not a curated record. The transcript is spliced from 12 exons. Gene Ontology annotation, biological process: regulation of transcription by RNA polymerase II. The coding region runs from base 229 to 4047 and encodes 1272 amino acids. Gene Ontology annotation, molecular function: transcription coregulator activity.
CUUCUCCUUCUCCUCAAGAACGAGGGAAGAGAGAGAGAGAGAGAGAGAGAGAGAGAGAGACAAAUCCAGCGAUAAAUCGCCGGAGCUAGGGCUUAUCUAGGGUUUCCGAACCACCUCGUCGUCUAUAACCCUAAUCCCUCUCCGUGAUCCUUGCUUCCGACGCUCCUGGAUCAGUAGAGAGAGAGGAGGAGGAGGAGGAGGAGGAGGAGAGGUGGGGAUCGAGAAGCCAUGGGGUUCUCAUUCAAGCUGGACAAGAAGAAGACCCCGUACCAUUCCAAGCCGAAGCACGUGGAGGAAGAGCCCGAACCGCCCAGCGAGAGCUCUCGUGUUCUCCCUGCGAGGCGCGAGGUUGAUGUUGCCGAGACAGCGAAAGACGCUUUGCAAGAUUUUGAAGUUUCAUUCACAUUGAACCUUUAUGAAAAGGGAUACCUCAUUGGGAAACCGAGUGAGUUGGAUAACUCUCAGCCUUCACUUCAAGAUGCGAAGUCUUUGCAUCCAUAUGAUAGGGCAUCAGAGUCUUUGUUUUCUGCAAUCGAAUCUGGGCAGUUGCCAGGAGAUAUUCUUGAUGACAUACCCAGCAAGUUUCAUAAUGGCACUAUUGUUUGCGAGGCACGUGAUUAUAGAAAAUUUACAUCUGAACAAGGAACUGCUGCCUCUGCUGCUAAUGGAAUUCCUAUUGUCCAUAAAGUGCGGUUGCGGAUGUCCCUGGAAAAUGUCGUUAAAGACAUCCCUUUAAUAUCUGAUGAUUCUUGGACCUACAGUGAUCUAAUAGAAGUGGAGUCUCGUAUAGUGAAAGCUCUACAGCCACAGCUUUGUUUAGACCCUACUCCAAUGUUGGAUAGACUAUGUCGCGACCCUGUUGUUUCUAAGCUAAAUCUUGGUCUUGGAAGGAAGAAAAGACUCCGUCAAACUUCUGAAAUGGUUGUCCCAUCCAAUAAUAUAGCUAAUGCGAAGAAGCUUUGUAUGGAUAGGGCUCCAGAAAAUGUUAAUUUUAAGGUCGGGGAUGCAGGAUUUCAAACAGGAAAUGCCGUACCUCAAAUUCAUGAAAACAUGACAUUGCAUACAGCAUCAGGUGGGAGCCAAACAUUUGGGGUGAAUAGCUUUUCUCAUGAAGCUCCGAGAGCGACUUUACCCUUAUCUUCUCAAUCCAAGAUUCAACAAAUGGUCAACUACUCUGGUCCUGCCAAUUUUGCCGGAGUCAAUGCAAAUAUUUCUUCAUCUCAAAAUUUGUUUAGUCAUUAUGCUGAUGCCGUAAAUAGUAAUGCCCCUCUUCCCAUGAAGAGGGAGAACCAAGAUGCUCAACUCCCGAUGUUGGACGUUAAGAGGCCAAAGCAGGGUUCGGUGGGAAUAGAUGCUAUUCAGCAGCAGCAGCAGCAGCAAACAGAGCCCUCACUGGUCGGCAUUGGUGGACUGGAUAUGCAAUGGAAAAACCAACUUUUGCACCCACAAGUAGACGUCAAGGGAAUCCAGUAUGCACCUAAUUUGGGCGGUCAGAGAUAUCCUUCUCCUGUAAUAAAUAAUAUGCAGAAUCAGGAUCCAGGGGCAUCUUUGUACUUUAAUCAGCAAGGUAUGAGAUUUGCUGCCAGGGAAGAGCAAGCAGACCCAGAAAAGCAAACAGCAAACAACAUGCCGGACCAGCAGCAGUCACGACCUCAACAUGUAUUGCAGCAACAGCCUGCAAGAAACAAUAUUCCAAAUAUUUCGCAGCUGCAAAAUCCCCGAUUUAUGGCUGAGAAGGAUAAAAGGAAGGUGGCGCAAAGCCCGCGCGUCUCUUCAGGGCCCAUGGUUCAGUCUCCGGUUUCUUCCAAAUCCGGAGAGAGUGGUUCAGUAGGACAUUUUGGUGCCAUUGCAACUGCUUCUGCAAUGGGAUCCCAGAAGGAUGGUAAUAAAUUGACAGCGAACCCUAAUGCUGUGGCUAUUAAUGCCCCUUCAGUGGCUUCGAGUCCCAGUGAGUCUAUGCAGCGACAGCACCAGGCCACAGCAGCUGCAAAGAGGAAAUCUAAUUCUGUAAACAAAACACAAGCGAUGAGUGGAGUUGGAUCUCCUGCCAGUGUUAGUAACAUGACUGCCUCGCUGAAUGCCGGUAGCCCAUCUGUUGGAGCUGCUCCUGUGGGUGGGGCUGGUCCUGUGCUCGAUCAAGUAAUGCUCGAUAGAUUUGCGAAAAUCGACGCAGUAACACAGAGACACCAUCUGAACAUCAAAAAGAACAAGGUUGACAAUUUUCCUGCAAGUAAGCCUCCAGCAUAUGAAAAACGAGAACUUGUAGCCUGUCUCUCUGAUUCAUUCCUUGCUGGGGACUUCACGGAUCCGGCGAGACCGAUAUCUAGUUCUCUUUUAGGUGGAUCAAUAAAUACCUGCAAGAAACGGAUUAUGAAGUUCAUGCGUGCCGAACUCGUGUAUCAAGGUGUUCCUAUAAAGCCUCAUUACCAAUUGGUUAUGGAGAAGGCCAUCGAUGGCACAGUGGGUAUGGAGUAUGGAGAUGUUGAAGAUUCCAAUCACUCCCAUUCCAAGGAAUAUCCAUUCACAUUACCCACUACGCUCUAUGCAGACCAACUUGCAGCUCAAUUUUGUUUACUGAUGGACCGAGAUGGAUAUCAGAAAACUGAUGAUCAAAUCCAACCUGUAACUAUCCGACUGAUGGCUCCUACCAGCAGUCCAAGUGCACUUCCGGGAAUGUCAUCCGAGAACCCUGCAGCUGAGGCAAAACAUCCAGAAGUAGCUCCAAGUCAGCCGUCUAAUAAUACUGCCCCAAUAAACAACAACAUUAUGGAUUCAAAUACUAUGCGGGCCCUGGCCGCUGGAAAUAAUCCACAGGCUCUUGCGAUGCCUCAGAAUUAUCUACCAGGGCCUACGAUGCCUGGGAGGCCACAGCAGCAGCUCAAUCAACCUCUGCUUCAGCAGCAGCAGCAACAGAUGCAGCAGCAAAAUCCGCAGACACAGCAGCAGCAGCAACAGCAGCAGCAACUCCAGCUUCCUCAAAUGCAGAGAUCACCUUCACUUUUAUCAACAAAUCCACUUGCUCACAUGCUUGGGCCCAACUCAAACCUCCAAAUGGGUGCUAACCCGAUGGUCAACAGCAAGCCCACCACCUUGCAGCUUCAGAUGCUGCAGCAGCAAGUGCAACAGCAGCAGCAGCAGCAGCACAUUACCAGGAAGAUGAUGGGGCUGGCCUCUACCAUGGCUACGGGUAACAUGGGCCAGAAUGUCGUUACGCUUGGUGGGCUUAAUAAUGUCAUGGGCAUGGGGAAUGUACGUGGCUUAUCCUCUCCGAUGGGCCCCAUGUCGGGCUUGGGCAACAUCGGCCCCAGUCAGAUGAACCUGGGAGCCACAUCCAACUUCAGUGCGGGGCUGCGCAUCCAGCACCAGCAAGCUGCCCUGAAUAAGAUGAGGAUGAUGCAACCAAGAGGGACAAUGUAUGGAACUCAAUCCGCUAUAGCUGGUAUAACAGGGAACAAUCAGUUGCUCCCUAGUUCGGCUGGUCUAUCUAUGUUGGGCCAAGCCCUGAACCGGCCCAACAUAAACCCUUUGAACCGGAACUCUGGUGCAAUGUCCCCCAUGGGUCCACCUAAGAUCACCGGAGCUAAUUUUUAUUUGACCCCACAGCAGCAAUUACAGCUGCAACAGCAGCAGCAGCAGCAGCAGCAGCUUCAGCAGCUGCAGCAGCAGCAGCAGCAGCCGCCGCAGCAACAGCAAAUAAGCUCUCCUAUGCAGCAGGCCCCAGUGGGCUCGCCGCAUGUUGUGGGAUCUCCACAGGUGGUGGGCUCUCCGCAGGCAACGAUGAUGCCGCAGCAGCAACAACAGCAGAUAAGCCCGCAACAACUGGGCCAGCAAAUGGGUCAGCAAGUGGGCCAACAUACCGCGAUGAGUCCCCAGCAGUUGAGCUCGGGUGCUUUGCAGCAGCAAAUUAAUAACGGAGGCAAUGCUGGAGCUACGCCGGCUAGCCCACAGUUGAGCUCCCAAACUCAUGGUUCGGUUGGUAGCAUCACGAGCUCUCCAAUGGAGCAGCUGCAGGGUGCAAAUAAGGUUGGUUCUGCAGCCAAUAUUUAGUGUAAGUGUAUCGUUGAUUGAUUAGUCUGCAUUGGAAAGUUAUUUGAUUUAGCAUCCGACGCUAUCCAUUGAGAAGGAGGAUCUUGGCAAGUUCUUUGCUUACACAGUAGCUGCACAUGAUCUGUAAGGCUUGGCUGUUCUAACAUAAUCAAUCUCAGGUCGCACCAGAAAGUAAUUGAUGUCUUAAUAAUGAUUAUAUAUUUAUGUUUGUGGUGCAUUUUGUAAAUUGGAUUGGUAAUUUUGUAGUGUUUAGUUUGUAUUUAUGGAUAAUGUAUUGUUUUAUGGGAAUAAAAUAUGUGUAGAAUAAUUUUGUGAGAUAA